Molecule: messenger RNA, 482 nt
Organism: Staurois parvus
Lineage: Eukaryota; Metazoa; Chordata; Amphibia; Anura; Ranidae
Source: the annotation of a GenBank genome assembly
UAUAGUGAAUGCAGGGUCCAGGAGACCAGAUAUAGUGAAUGCAGGGUCCGGGGAGACCAGAUAUAGUGAAUGCAGGGUCCGUGGAGACCGGAUAUAGUGAUUGCGGGGUCCGGGGAGAGUGGAUAUAGUGAAUGCAGGGUCCGGGGAGAGCGGAUAUAGUGAAUGCAGGGUCCGGGGAGACCAGAUAUAGUGAAUGCAGGGUCCGGGGAGACCGGAUAUAGCGAAUGCAGGGUCCGGGGAGACCAGAUAUAGUGAAUGCAGGGUCUGGGGAGACCAGAUAUAGUGAAUGCAGGGGUCCGGGGAGACCAGAUAUAGUGAAUGCGGGUCUGGGGAGACCAGAUAUAGUGAAUGCAGGGUCCGGGGAGACCAGAUAUAGUGAAUGCAGGGUCCGGGAGACCAGAUAUAGUGAAUGCAGGGUCCGGGGAGACCGGAUAUAGUGAAUGCGGGGUCCGGGGAGACCGGAUAUAGUGAAUGCAGGGUCC